Molecule: messenger RNA, 1811 nt
Organism: Cynoglossus semilaevis (tongue sole)
Lineage: Eukaryota; Metazoa; Chordata; Actinopteri; Pleuronectiformes; Cynoglossidae
Gene: nek3
Product: NIMA related kinase 3
Exons: 13
Coding region: 198-1637 (479 amino acids)
Biological process (GO): protein phosphorylation
Molecular function (GO): protein kinase activity; ATP binding
Source: RefSeq, a predicted model, not a curated record
UUAAACAACAACUAUUACAAGCCGAGCACAUGAACCGGCAAAAUGUCGUUUACGAUUGACCUAAGCUUUGUUUUAAAUGUGUAAACUAGUUUUUGUAGGAGGUCUGUUUUAUAUCGCGGCUGUUGUAAUAGGGUGAUCUUGUUUCACGUCUAAGACAUUGUUUUGUUUUUUUGUUUUUUUAUAGAGAAGACUACUUAAUGGAGAGGUAUUCAAUUCUAAGAGUGAUCGGUGAAGGUUCAUUCGUAAGAGCAUUGUUAGUACGAACUCGCAGCAGCCAAGAGGAGCAUGUGCUCAAAGAAAUCCGUCUUCCGAAGAGUCACUCUAAGUUGGAGGACUCAAGGAGAGAAGCCAUCCUGCUGUCCAGGAUGAAACAUCCUAAUAUUGUCGCCUUCAGAGAAGCCUUCGAAGUUGAUGGCCUUCUCUGUGUGGUUAUGGAGUUCUGCAGUGGAGGAGACCUACUGCAGAGGAUAAAGCAACAGAAAUCUGCACAAUUCUGCGUCAAUGAUAUCUUGAGGUGGUUUUCUCAAAUGUGUGCUGGAGCCAGGUAUAUCCAUGAUAAACGUGUUCUCCACAGGGACCUGAAGUCCAAGAAUAUUUUCCUGACAGAAAAUGGGACGGUCAAGGUAGGAGAUUUUGGGUCGGCAUGUAUUCUGAACAGUUCAAAAGCUUACGCACAGACGUACGUUGGGACACCCUACUACGUGGCUCCAGAAAUCUGGGAAAAUAAACCAUACAACAAUAAGAGCGACGUAUGGUCUCUUGGAUGUGUGCUGUAUGAGCUCUGCACUCUGCGACAUCCGUUCCAGGCUUCUAGCUGGAAGAAUCUGAUUCUGAAAGUGUGCCGGGGUUCGUACCCCCCACUACCCCGCCAACUGCCCUAUGAGUUGCACUAUUUGGUCAAGCACAUCUUUAAGACCAACCCAAAAGACCGGCCCUCCCUGAACACUAUUCUCACCUCCCACCGGGUUUCCAAGCUCCUGCGUCCAUAUUCACCCCCUGAGGUGACAGAGGUGGAGGAGCGGAGGAGGCCAAUGUGUCGAUGGAACAGAGACGAGGGGAAAAAGGUGGCGGAUCUCCUGGGAGAGAAGAGUUUAAUAAAAACGUCAACAUUUGAAGGCUCUGAGUUUCACGGUGAAGACACAGCCAGACCACGAAAACAGUGGGCUUUAGAGCCGUCGGACUCUGUGAUGGAGGUGUUAGCCAACGCUAGCCUUAUGUCAUCUGAGAGCAUGGUAUCGAUGAACCAAAAUCCCACUGGCUGCACUCAUGAAGUCGCAGACACCUGCUUUAAGCUUGACCCAUGUCAACACACUCUCUUCAAAGGCGAAAGCAUUCAGAGGAGACGAUGGGAGAAAGAUCCUCCAGAAGAGCUCCUGCUUUUGUUAGAGAAGGCUGAAGUGUUCAGAGCCUUCAGCACGUUUUUAAUACACAAAGCAGGUGACGACCCACUGAUUGGACCUCUGUCACAAAAUCACAGUGAUGACACUGACGGCUCUGAACAGGAAAAGAAUGUAGACGAACAUCGCUUGGAGCCACGGUCUGACGACGAGGACACAGACUUUGAAGAAGAAUCUUCAUGUAAUUGGAUGGAAGAAGUGGAAAAACUGUGGCCCUGCACUGAAACCUCAGACCUUUAACGGACCGUUGAUGAUAUGAAAAUAAUCAUAAUAUUGAUCAUUUUCACUUGUGCGCAGAUCUGUGCAUGUUUGUGGUGCAGUGGAUUUUACAGUAAUGUAAGGUUAUUUUUAUACGACAGUGGUUGUUGCAUCCGUGCUGUGUUUUAUUUCAUUAAAACAGCAUAGUACAGCUCA